UAAAUAUUUCCGGUCUUCUUCCUUCUGGCGAGGCGGAAGAAGUUUUGAUGGGCUUCAGUAGAUUUUUCUGAAUUUGAGCCGAAUGUUGUGAAUCGUCGACAUGGGGAUAUACCUGAUCGCUAAUUUAGUGGACUAAAACAUCAUCCGUGGAAUCUUCGUGUCCGUCCGGUUGGGGUCGUUUCGGGCACAUUGAAUCUUUUCGGUCUAGUUUAGCCUAGCUUGCUAACAAAGAGAGACGAUCGACAUUACGCGAAGCAGAGAUCAAGUGUAAGCACUUGGUUUUCUCAUCCCUCCAAAGUGAUUGGUGUGUGAAAAUGUGUACAAGAAGCCCAGCAGAGUACGAGGAAGAACCUUGGGGCCAAAAAGAGGAAAAGAAGCCACGCCGUCAACUACUUGACACUGUGUUCAGUCUGCAGCCUGAAACUGGGCUAUGCAGAGCAGAUAUCAGUGAAUAUCUUCACGCAGAGCGGCAGCAGUCAGUGUCCGGUCACAUCAAAGAGGAAGGGGAGGGUGAAGGGGUUCUAUGCGUUAAAGAAAAGGAGGUAGAAAUCCUCCAUGUGAAAGAGGAAGAGCGGGAGGAAAGCAUCCAGGUUCCAGCCACCGGUGUCCAGUUGAAGAGUGAAGAUGGUCAAAGUGAGAAGAGACGAGGGGCGGAGCUUCCAAGCAGGAACAGCUCAAGUGAUGGAGACCAUUGUGAAGGAUCACAAACAGACGGAGAUGAUGGUGAACACUCUAAAGAUGUCAGUGAAUCUCUUCAUCCAGGCUGGCAGCAGUCAGUGUCCAGUCACAUCAAAGAGGAAGAAAAGGUUGAAGACGUGAAACACGUCAAAGACAAGAAGGAAGAAAUCUUACACAUGAAAGAGGACGAGGAGGAGGAAAUCAUCCAGCUUCCAUUCACUGGUGUUCAUUUGAAGAACGAAGAUGGUCAAUGUGAGGAGAGACGAGGGCCGGAGCCUCCAAACGGCAACAGCUCAAGUGGUGGAGACCACUGUAGAAGAUCAAAAACAGACUGUGAUGAUGAACAGUCAGAAGGUGAUAUGACACGUCACACUUCCAACAGAUGCUGGAAAUGUUCUCAGUGUGGGAAAACUUUUAUUUCCAAGGGCAAUUUAACAGGACACAUGAAAAUACACACGGGAGAGAAGCCUUUUUUCUGCUCAGUUUGUGGUCAAAGAUUCAAUCGGAAGGAACACUUAACAAGACACACAAGAACACACACUGGUGUGAAACCUUUUUCAUGUCCAGUUUGUGAUAAAAGAUUCACUGAGAAUGGAAGUUUAAAAAGACACACAAGCACACACACUGGUGAGAAACCUUUUUCCUGCUCAGUUUGUGGAAAAAGAUUCCCUCGGAAGGGAACCUUAAAAACACACACAAGAACGCACACUGGUGAGAAACCUUUUUCCUGUUCAGUUUGUAGUCAAAGAUUCUCUCAGCAGGGAACCUUACAAAAACACACAAAAACACACACUGGCGAGGAACCUUUUUCCUGUUUAAUUUGUGGUCAAAAAUUCUCUCUGAAGGGAAGCUUAAAGGUCCACUGUAAUGAAAUGCAUGUUUUUUAGUUUGUUAUUAAUGAGAAAAAAGACAGUUGUGGGCCGGGCGUAAUCCACUCUAAAAGUAGCAAGGGAUCCGUGUACGUAAGUUUUCUUUUUUCUUUUGACUUCUCCUGUUCGGGGUCACCACCGCGUGUCAUCUUUUUUCAUCUCUGCCUAUCUCGUACAUCCUCCUCUCCAACACUCACUGUCCUCAUGUCUCCCCUCAUGACAUCGAUCCGUCACAGAUUUUCUCAGUACAGUAAUCCCUUGUUUUUGCGGUCAAUGGGGACCAGAACCCUCCCUGAAAUGUGAAAAAACAAGAAAAACCGAACAGGAUAAAGCCACUCGUGCUCUUUUUGGUCGACGUCGCGCCGGGGGUCUCGCCUUGUUGUAAACAGCACAUACUGUAAACUGAUCUGGCUUUUUUCCUUUAGGGUGGGGGGGGGGUGCGAUGCACUGAAUUAUUAAGAUGCCUUUCGUAAAAAUGUAUUCAUGUGUUUUGGUGAUGACUGACAUUUUCUCACAUUUCUUGGGCGAGCCAUGCCAGGAAGUGCUGUUUGUCAUUAUUUGGAUGACAUCCUUUUCCAUCCUAAUCCAUAAAUUUGUUUUGUUUUUUGAAGCACAAUAAAUUUGA
Syngnathoides biaculeatus (alligator pipefish) is the source of this 2172-nucleotide messenger RNA. RefSeq names its product zinc finger protein 771-like. The coding region runs from base 315 to 1565 and encodes 416 amino acids. The record is from RefSeq and is a predicted model, not a curated record. Gene Ontology annotation, biological process: regulation of transcription by RNA polymerase II. Gene Ontology annotation, molecular function: RNA polymerase II cis-regulatory region sequence-specific DNA binding; DNA-binding transcription factor activity. The transcript is spliced from 4 exons. NCBI's taxonomy places the organism in Eukaryota, Metazoa, Chordata, Actinopteri, Syngnathiformes, Syngnathidae.